AUGAAUAAAGCUAUAGUCAGGAUCCCUCCAGAUAACAAUAUUGUUUGCAUUGAUUAUGAUAUUGGAUUUAAGAUGCGUUACUUGCAACGCGACAAAGAUGAAGUCGUCAGUCGUGCAUUAGCCAGAAUCAAGUUAAGUUAUAUCAAGGAAAAACAAUCCCCAAAAAAGAAAGGAAAACGCAAUCGACAACCACCACAACAAGAUUCGGAUGUACUACAGGCUUUCUUACUCGAUGGGAAUGGAAAUCGAAUAGAUGAAAAUAUCACCAACGGUAUAGCAUGGUCUCAAGCAAAACAACUCAUUGUUGGUGAUAAACAAUAUGCUAUUGAAGUUAAUCCACCCAAGAUUUUAUCCUUGCGCUUACCGGAUACGAUAAUGGCUCAAUUUCCUAUGGUACCGAUAUUGACUGCGGAAUUUACUGAUACCAUAAAGUACGAUUGGUUUACCAUAGCACCUGAUAGUAAUGAAGAGACAUUAGUUGAAUCUAAGAUUGUCAAUCACGAUUCUACGCAAAUAACGGCCUUUAUACCCCAAACUCAGCAUGUUGGCUCCAAGUUAAAGGUAGUUUGCACACCUUAUAAUAGCCAACAUACUCAAGGCUCCGAUCCUUCAUCUGUAACCGUAGCGGCAGCAAUAACUGCUGGUCCAGGUACUUGCCCUUGCCAAAUGACUCAUCUCUACACCAAGAAACGUUUAACUCAACCUGAUUCUUUCCGCAUUGUCAGUUAUAACGUGUUAGCUGAUACUUAUUCAAGUCAAGAGCAUACACAAAAAGUCUUAUUCCCUUAUUGUCCUCCAUACGCACUCAGUAUUGAUUAUCGAAAGUUGUUAAUCACACGAGAGCUAUAUGGAUACAACGCCGACAUUAUUUGUUUACAAGAAUGCGAUAAAGAUAUAUUUAACCAAUUCUAUGCUCCGUUUAUGAAAGGGUUAGGCUACGAUGGCAUCCAAGAUAGCAAAAUUAACAAUAGAGAAGGAGAAGCGACAUUCUAUCAUAUGGAUCGAUUUAAUAUGAUUGAUCAUCAUUGUCAAAGUAUUGGUAAUACCUUGAAAAAUGAUGAAAUCUUUGAACAAAUUUGUAAAUGUCCCACAUUGAAGUAUAGGUUACUUAACAGGAAUAGCAUAGUACAGAUUGUAACUUUACAACCCAAAGAACUGGAGAAUAUUAGAUUGGUAGUAGUCAAUACGCACUUUUAUUUUAGACCACAAGCUUCUCACAUUAGAAUUCUUCAGGGCUAUUCCAUGUUGAAAUGUGUAGAGAAAUACUGUGAAAAAUUCAUAGGUAAUGAUGUUCGAGUUUUAUACUGUGGAGAUUUUAAUAGUCAUCCUCGUACAGCUCUUGUUAAGUUAAUGACAACUGGUAGUGUCCAAUCCAAUGAUCCUGUAUGGCAUGAAGGCGGCGAGGAAGAAUUCUGUGAGAAUAUUUCCCUACGAAAUGACAAGAAAUGUGUUAGUUUUACUGGAUAUCCUCAAUUUACUAAUUUCGUCAAUGGAUUCGUCGAAUGUCUGGAUUAUAUAUUUGGUCAGCCGGAACAUUUUCAAGUCGAACAAGUCUUUCCUUCUAUGACAGAAGAAGUAGCUGCCGCAUAUACCGCUUUGCCUUCUGUUGUUUCACCGUCCGACCAUGUUGCUAUUGGCUGUGAUUUGAGAUUGAAGUAG
Trichoplax adhaerens is the source of this 1659-nucleotide messenger RNA. RefSeq lists its product as uncharacterized. Bases 1 to 1659 code for a protein of 552 amino acids. Gene Ontology annotation, biological process: nuclear-transcribed mRNA catabolic process, deadenylation-dependent decay. Gene Ontology annotation, molecular function: 3'-5'-RNA exonuclease activity. Lineage: Eukaryota; Metazoa; Placozoa; Uniplacotomia; Trichoplacea; Trichoplacidae. The transcript is spliced from 5 exons. Gene Ontology annotation, cellular component: mitochondrion. The record is from RefSeq and is a predicted model, not a curated record.